Molecule: messenger RNA, 3435 nt
Organism: Cyphellophora europaea CBS 101466
Lineage: Eukaryota; Fungi; Ascomycota; Eurotiomycetes; Chaetothyriales; Cyphellophoraceae
Product: hydroxymethylglutaryl-CoA reductase (NADPH)
Exons: 3
Coding region: 1-3435 (1144 amino acids)
Biological process (GO): coenzyme A metabolic process; isoprenoid biosynthetic process; ergosterol biosynthetic process
Cellular component (GO): peroxisomal membrane; endoplasmic reticulum membrane
Molecular function (GO): protein binding; hydroxymethylglutaryl-CoA reductase (NADPH) activity
Source: RefSeq, a predicted model, not a curated record
AUGCGAGGCAGCCACCUUCUCCCCCAGCGAUUCCGCUCGCUCGGGAACAGCGACAGCUGGCUCAACCGAAACGUAACCUCGACGUUGGAAACUGUGUCGCGUGUUGCCUGCCAGCAUCCCAUUCAUUCCAUUGUUGCCAUUGCUCUGAUUGCCAGCACCUCGUACGUGGGUCUGUUGCAAGAGUCGCUCUUCGAUACUGGCCUACCUUCGCUCUCCAAAAAUGGCAAAGUCGAUGUCGAUGCGCUGCUUAAGGGCAGCAGAUCUCUGGAACUCUCUCAGAAUACCGACUGGAAGUGGAUGCUACUCGAUGACCAGCAUAUUCCCCAGACAUCAGAGAAUAUCGACCACUUCGCUCUGACUACGCUCAUCUUCCCCGACUCGUCCUCCUCCCAGCUUGCUCCUCAUGCAAGCUCGGUCGACAUCCCAGACAAUGUUACCGCGUCGAACGUCCCGAGCACGUCGAACGUACUGUCUCCAUUUUCUCAAGAUAGCGCUUUGGCUUUCUACACCCCUUACUCGGAUGUUGCAGACUUCCUGCGCUCGGUACAAGAGCUCCCAGCCACCAGCGGAGCUGAUCCGCUUGCUGCCGACAAGAAAUGGACCAUGAAGGCUUCCCGUAUCAAUGGCAAUGGCCAUGCAUCGUACCGACUGUGGCUACAGGAAGGCUGGACAUCGUUCGUGGACCUGAUCAAGCAUGCCGAAACACUUGACAUCGUCAUCAUGGCUCUUGGCUACCUUUCCAUGCACUUAACCUUCAUCUCGCUAUUCCUGUCCAUGAAGCGCCUGGGCUCGAACGCCUGGCUGGCCGUGUCGGUCCUGUUCUCGAGUCUGUUCGCCUUUCUCUUUGGGCUGGCUACAACCACGAAGCUUGGUGUCCCAAUUAACAUGGUACUUCUGUCCGAAGGCCUUCCAUUCUUGGUGGUUACCGUUGGCUUCGAAAAGUCCAUUAUACUCACCAAGGCGGUCUUAUCGGCGUCUUAUGAUUCGAAGAGAAAGACUUCUGAUAAGACUGGGCCGAACGGCCAUGCUGUGGGACCGGGGGCAUCGUUCAGCGCGCCGCCAUCUAUUCAAGACGCCAUUCAAUUGGCUGUCAAGGAGACUGGGUUCGAAAUCGUCCGUGACUAUGUCAUCGAGAUUGCUGUGCUUGUGGCAGGUGCUGCAACAGGUGUUCAGGGAGGACUCCGACAGUUCUGUUUUCUGGCCGCAUGGAUCUUGUUUUUCGACUGCGUUCUACUUUUCACAUUCUAUACCACCAUCCUUUGCAUUAAACUGGAAAUCAACCGCAUCAAGCGGCAUGUCGCGCUUCGGAAGGCUCUCGAGGAAGAUGGCAUAAACCACCGGGUUGCGGAAAAUGUGGCCAAUAGCAAUGACUGGCCCGGCGGUCAGAGCGACAAAGCUUCCGUUUUCAACCUCUUUGGCCAGAAAGUCAAGGCGAAUAGCGUACCAAAGUUCAAGAUCUGGAUGGUCACCGGAUUUGUCAUGAUCAAUAUCGUCAAUUUAUGCACCAUCCCCUUCAGAGCGACCACGAGCAUGAAGACGCCCGCCGCCACUAUUUCGAGCGUCUUGACUCCGGCACCUAUCGAUCCUUUCAAGGUGGCUGAGAACGGUCUCGACAGCAUCUAUGUGGUCGCGAAGAGUAAACGGGUCGAAACCUAUGUCACUGUGCUAGCGCCCAUCAAAUAUGAUCUAGAAAGUCCACCCCAGACCGACGACUUUGGCUUUUUCGAUCACGAAUACACCGAUCAAUUUUUCAAUGUUGUAGGUGGACGAGUCAUCGAAAGCUUACUCAAGAGCCUGGAAGAUCCGGCCCUCAGCAAAUGGGUCCUGAUCGCGCUGACCUUGAGCGUCAUCCUGAAUGGCUAUCUUUUCAACGCCGCGAGAUGGAGCUUGAAGGAACCACAUACUCCAAUGACGUCGCCUGUUGUUCCUCAAAUUGCGCCUCCAGCAUCGCCUGUGAUCAAGCGCAGCGAACCUGUCAAUACCGAAGCGCCAUCCACCCGGAGUAGGGAGGAGUGCGAGCAGAUGGUGAAAGAGAAGAAGGCUGCCCAUCUCAACGAUGAGGAAUUGAUCGAACUCUCACUCCGUGGGAAAAUUCCUGGAUACGCCAUCGAGAAGACGCUUGAGGACCCCAGCUUGAUGACCAGGCUGGAAUCAUUUGUUCGUGCUGUGAAAGUCCGCAGAGCGGUCGUCUCCCGCACUCCAGCAACCAGAGAAUCAACAGCCCUGCUCGAGUCGUCGAAGACUCCGUAUAAGCACUUCAACUACGAACUUGUUCACGGUGCAUGCUGCGAGAACGUCAUCGGGUAUCUACCACUGCCUCUUGGGGUUGCUGGACCGCUCUUGAUCGACGGCCAGAAUUAUUUCAUUCCCAUGGCGACGACGGAAGGCGUCUUGGUGGCAAGUACCAGCCGGGGGUGCAAAGCCAUCAACGCUGGCGGCGGUGCGGUGACUGUCGUAACGGGAGAUGGCAUGACCCGCGGUCCCUGUGUCAGCUUCCCAACUCUUGCCAGGGCUGGACAAGCUAAAGUUUGGCUUGACUCUGAACAAGGUAAAAAGGUUAUGACGGACGCUUUUAACUCGACCAGCCGAUUUGCUCGUUUGCAGACGCUGAAGACGGCACUAGCUGGAACCUAUCUGUAUAUCCGCUUCAAAACGACAACAGGCGAUGCCAUGGGUAUGAACAUGAUUUCCAAAGGCUGCGAGAAGGCCCUCGAGACCAUGUCUACCACCGGAGGUUUUGAUGACAUGCACAUCAUUUCACUGUCCGGCAACUUCUGUACGGACAAGAAACCUGCAGCGGUCAAUUGGAUUGACGGCCGUGGCAAGGCGGUGGUCGCCGAAGCUAUCAUUCCUGGCGAUGUGGUCAAAAAUGUUCUCAAGAGUGAUGUUGAUGCAAUGGUUGAGCUCAAUACCGCCAAGAAUCUCAUCGGAAGUGCUAUGGCUGGCAGCAUUGGUGGCUUCAAUGCGCACGCUUCGAACAUCGUUACGGCCAUCUUCCUGGCUACCGGUCAGGAUCCAGCGCAGAACGUGGAGAGCAGCAACUGUAUUACCAUCAUGAAAAACAAUAAUGGCAAUCUCCAAAUCAGCGUCUCCAUGCCGUCGAUUGAGGUGGGCACCAUCGGUGGCGGCACUAUCCUCGAGGCGCAGUCGGCCAUGCUUGAAAUGUUGGGUGUUAAGGGUGCACACCCGACCAACCCCGGUGACAACUCCAGAAGACUAGCGCAGAUUGUGGCAGCAGGUGUGCUUGCCGGCGAGUUAAGUCUAUGCGGUGCUCUUGCUGCCGGUCACCUUGUGAGAGCUCACAUGGCACACAACCGCAGUGCCGCUCCCACGAGGACGGGCACUCCAGUCAGUUCGGCAGUGGAGCCUUUUGUUCGAGCCCAGAAUGGGCCAAAAGUACCUGCGUCUUUGAAGAUGACCAACGGAAGUAAAUAA